This is a messenger RNA of Dendronephthya gigantea, 1511 nucleotides long. Its product is annotated as keratin-associated protein 10-7-like. Lineage: Eukaryota; Metazoa; Cnidaria; Anthozoa; Malacalcyonacea; Nephtheidae. The transcript has a single exon. The coding region runs from base 1 to 1398 and encodes 465 amino acids. The record is from RefSeq and is a predicted model, not a curated record.
AUGUCCUGCAGAGCAAGCGAGAAGUGUCAACAAGACUGCCUUCGUGGAACGUGUGCGUCAUCUUGCGACACCACUAAGGAGUGUGAUCAAGGAUGUUCCUAUGCAAAGUGCAACGCAACAUGUGGCUCGGGCGUCAAGAAUUGCACGCAGGAUUGUUCGUACGGCGAUUAUUGUAAUUUUACAUGUGAGAAUGACACCGAAAAUGGCUUGCAAUAUUGUUCAUAUCCAGCUAACUGCCAGCAGACAUGCAAUUCUAAGAAAUGUAACCAAGUGAGCUCAUAUUCGGAUAAGAGCCAGCUCACAUGCAAUUCCGAAAAAUGCGAUCAGAAGUGCGAGUACGCGGGUUGCAUAGCAACAUGUAGCUCGGGCGUUACGAAUUGCACGCAGGAGUGUUCGUCCGGGCAAUUUUGCAAUUUUACUUGUCACAAUGAGAUCGAGGUUUGCUCGCAACAUUGUUCAUAUCCAGAUAACUGCCAGCAGACAUGCAAUUCUAAGAAAUGUAACCAAGUGAGCUCAUAUUCGGAUAACAGCCAGCUCAAAUGCAAUUCCGAAAAAUGCAAUCAGAAGUGCGAGUACGCAGGUUGCAUAGCAACAUGUAGUUCUGAUGUCGAGGAAUGCACGCAGGGUUGUACUUUUGGCAAUGAUUGCAAAUUAAAAUGUGUUGCCGGAAUGAAAAAUUGCUCGCAAACGAGUUCAUUCUCGCAUAAGACCCAGCUGACAUGCAAUUCCAAGAAAUGCAAUCAGAAGUGCGAGUACACACGUUGCAUAGCAACAUGUAGCUCUGAUGUCGAGGAAUGCACGCAGGGUUGUACUUUUGGCAAUGAUUGCAAAUUAAAAUGUGAUGCCGGAAUGAAAAAUUGCUCGCAAAAGUGCUCAUAUUCGGAUAACUGCCAGCUGACAUGCAAUUCUAAGAAAUGUCAUCAAGUUUGCGAUUAUGAAGGUUGUAUAGCAAUAUGCGGCCCUGAUGUCGAGGAAUGCACGCAGGAAUGUCAACACACAAAGUGCAUAUCAUAUUGCAACGCCAAAAAAUGUGUUAAAAAAGGAAGCCAAUGGGUCCAGGGACCUAAUCUCACUACAACCAUCAAUCCGAGCACUAAUCAGGAACUUAAUCCAACUAAAAUCAUCAAUCCGAGCACUAAUCAGGAACUUAAUCCAACUACAACCAUUAAUCCAAACACUAAUCAGGAACCUAAUCCAACUACAAUCAUCAAUCCGAACACUAAUCAGGAACUUAAUCCAACUACAACCAUCAAUCUGAGGACUAAUCAAACAGUAACUGCAACAAAAACUACCAAAAAUGGUACGAAAAGUGAAGCCAGUUGUUUUGGUAAGCGAUAUGGUACCCUGCUGUUUCCUUUCCUUGUUGUCUUCCAAACUAAUUCAUGUAUAAUUUUUUGAUUUAAAUUUUAAAAGUGAACAAAUAGAAAUGGGGUGUUUUUACUGAGGUUUAUUACUGUAUAUGCAUGCAUGAGCAAUUAAGAUUUUAGUAAUAUUGUGAUCGUUUUUAUAUA